ACGACCCAAUUGAAUUUGACUUAUUCAAGAAAGAUAUGUUAGGAAGCACGCAUUAAAUCGUGCAUUCUGGCCCUAGCGUCACGUAGCGUGUAAACAGGAAGUCACAUGAGGACGCGAAACCUCGGAAGAACGAUGCCCAGUAAAGUUUGCGUCGACAUAAAACAGAACGAACACGUCAUGUACUUUCGAACGUGUACUCAACCACUCUUUGCUAGCCUCGUUACUUGUAUAUCGGUUAUCUCUACGACAUGACUGCAAUGGUCGCACCGCAACCUUACACGCGACAGCAUGCAUUUUCGACGUCACGGAAUUUGCUGAACCUUGACUGCAGCGCGGACUUGAAGUCGUAUCGACGAGACCUUGGUCCUGGCGUUCAAGCAAAAUGCUUCGAGAAGACGAGCGAUACGAUACGAGCGCAAUUAGACGAUCAUCGAGCUUUCCUGUUACGGCAUCGUCAGAGUGGACAGGCUUCUGGAUUUCCCAGUCCUGUUCCACGACUUGAGGUCCCACAGUCGCAUACUGUGCACAGCAAUAAUGCCAUCCCACCACAGUUGGCAGCGCCGAACAACAAUUACCACACCGCAUCCCAUCCUCGACCGCUUCAAAUUCUAUCGCAGCCACAUGCGCCGCAGCAAACGGUACCGCCAUCUCGGCGUGGGAGUCCAGUGCCCGGGCAUAUAGGGACAUACCCUGCAGGUCUUCGACAGGCACUGGAGCGCUGUAGCCAGUACGGCCACCAACGCCAGCCAGGUACUGUGUGGGAAAUCAUCACAGAUACUAAAAGCGAUUAUAUGGAUAGCUCGAAGGAUGUGGUAGGAGCGUACGAGAGCUUACAAGAAGCAAACAUGCAGGUCGCCAAUGUCUUCCUGUUCGACAGAUAUUACGCUUCGGACGACGAACCCACGUACGAAGUAGAGGGCGACGGCGGUCUCAAAAUUCGGUGCAAAACGGAUGGUUCAACCGGAAGAUAUGUGGAGAUCUACGUGGAGAGCGCACCAGCCAGACGAACGCUUGGUCCAGGGAGAAGAUAAUUCCGACAUGAACCAGUGUGGGAGAUGCAUCUCUCGCCUUAUCUACAG
Macroventuria anomochaeta is the source of this 1079-nucleotide messenger RNA. RefSeq lists its product as uncharacterized. Lineage: Eukaryota; Fungi; Ascomycota; Dothideomycetes; Pleosporales; Didymellaceae. The transcript has a single exon. Bases 249 to 1031 code for a protein of 260 amino acids. The record is from RefSeq and is a predicted model, not a curated record.